Messenger RNA from Lampris incognitus (smalleye Pacific opah), 4128 nucleotides. RefSeq names its product family with sequence similarity 135 member B (gene fam135b). The record is from RefSeq and is a predicted model, not a curated record. Bases 1 to 4128 code for a protein of 1375 amino acids. NCBI's taxonomy places the organism in Eukaryota, Metazoa, Chordata, Actinopteri, Lampriformes, Lampridae. The transcript has 20 exons.
AUGUCUGAAGUACAGGGGACAGUGGAGUUUUCUGUAGAGCUCCACAAAUUUCACAAUGUGGAUCUCUUUCAGAGAGGGUUCUACCAGGUGCGAGCAGGGUUGAAAGCCUCACCUCGCGUGCCACACAGACUGAUAGCCACGACACAGGGGAGCGCAGGGGAAUGCAGCUUCACCUCCGCGGGGGUAUACGAAGGCACGGUGUUCAGCCGGAUCUUUCAGAUCCUUUACAGGAAUGAGGAGAUUGCUGUGAACGACUGCAUGAACUUCAGAGUCCACCUGCUGCUGGAUGGAGACAGGGUGGAGGAAGCCUUGAGUGAGGUGGACUUUCAGCUGAAGCUGGACCUUCAUUUCACUGACAAUGAGCAACAGCUGGCAGACAUAGUCACCGUGCCGCUGAUCAGCAGUCGGACCCUGGGUCUCCACUUCCACCCUCGAAGAGGCCUCCACCACCACGUUCCCGUCAUGUUUGACUACUUCCAUCUUUCUGUCAUUUCCGUCUCGAUACAUGCCUCACUGAUUGCCUUACACCAGCCGCUAAUCAGCUUUGCACGCUCUGGGAAGGGCUUGUGGCUGGGGAAGGGCUCCCCAGAGGGCAGCAGUGACCCGUCUGCCAUGUCCGUGGAGAACCUCAUGUUCGGAGCGGGCUAUUGCAAACCUGUCAUCUCUGAGGGGAGCUUUUAUGUGCCAAGCGAGAACUGCCUGCAGAGAGCACAUACGUGGCACCGGAGGCUCUGUCGCCUCCUGCUGGUGGCACAUAGAGGCCUGCGCACCUACUACACCGCAAUGAUGAAGGAGAUUCCCCAGCUCCAGCAGACGUCAGUGGACUUAGAAGAGCUGCCUGUAGAAGAAACUCUGAAUCAACUCACAAUAGAGUUACAGCUGCAGGAAGGCCACGAGAAGGUUGCAGAGCAGAUCAGCAGAGACGUGACUCAGCUCUGCUCCCAGCUGACCGCUCUGUGGAGCUUCUUUUUGGCCUCUGCCGUGCUCAACCCUCACAUCCUGUCCUAUCUGGCCCAGGAGCACCACACACUCCGGGUCAGGAGAUUUUCAGAGGCGUACUUCUUCACCGAGCACCCAAAAGAGAUGUCAAUGACCUUCCAAGAGGACCUAAUCAACAAACAUGGGCAGAUCGCUGCAGAGGUGCGGAGCUCAGACUAUUUGACCAAAAUGCCUCCUUUACCUGUCGAGUGCCUGGACAUUGACGGAGACUGCAACAGUCUGCCCAUCAUCUUCGAGGACAGAUAUGUAGUGUCUCCAAAAACAGAUUGGGUAUCACAUGUGCCAACGCUUGCAGCUACCAAUGAGCGGACCAGCUCGGACUCUUUCAUCAUCUCUGCCUGUCAGGGUCCUGAAAGUGUCCAGGACAACGACUCACCAGCAAAACCCCAGGACACCCCAGACAGCAAGGACUGCAUGGACCUGCCCGCAUAUGUCUCCCCUGUAGGAGAGCAAGGCAGGAGCUGCACCAGCAACAGAGGUACCGAGAGCCUGGAGCCUUCUCAGACGGAGCUAGUAGCGGAGGAGGAACCUGAGGAACAAGCCCAGCUUGGAGAAUCCUUUACUUCAGGCCCCAGGUAUAUCACAGUCAGGCCAUCAGACGUUGACCCAUACAGAGGAGAGGCAGUCGUGGUUCUUCCCCCAAACCACCAUCCUCUUACUGACUCAAACACGCCUAACAGCACUGACGCCUCCCCUCUUCACCGUGGAAAAGGAGAUACCACAGAACUUUGUGACGCUGUUGAGGUUCUCAGACACAACAAUACCGGGAGUAAUGAAUGCAACGACGAAGAGUCUGAUAUUGCCAUGCCUUUAACUCACUCCAUGGAUGACGAGAGCGAGGAUGCACCUCCUUGCAGCCUGCCCAUUGCCCAUGCCCAUCCUGUCACUGCUCCUUUUUCCGGGGAUCUCAGAAAAGAGCUUACUCAUCGUGGGGGGCUGGUUUGCCCCAAGAUCAUGAAACGCUCCUCUUCUGUCAUCUCAGACUCUGGCAUCGAGAGUGAGCCGAGCUCCGUGACAUGGCCGGUGGAGGCUGUGCUGCGAGGGCACCCUCCGAGAGACUUCUCUAGUGAGCAUGAAAUCCCGCAGCGAAUGGUGCGUCGCCAUCCGGUCCACCGCAGCUUUCUGGAGGGCCUGCAGAUGGAGAGCCAUGGUAGCCUACCCAGCGGAGGCAUCCAGGCAUCGCUCACCUCCAUCAGCUCCCUGCCAUAUGAGGAAGACCAGCAGCAGCAGAAGCUCAGCAAAUUGACCAAGUCAGUCUCUGCACCCCAGAUCAGCAGCCCAGAAGAGCCUGAGCAGGGCCAGGAGGUUCUGAACCAGCAGCUGAAAACAGAGAGCUUAUUACAACAGCAGGGGGCUUCUGGGACCACCGGCUCCUCUUUGGAGAGAAUCCAGGAAGGGAAGCAGUCGGACGCGGCCCCAUCAGGUGAGGGUUCAGCUGCAGAGUGCAGCUGCAUUCUCAAAAGCACUGUCAGCUCUGAUAACACAAGGCCUCCUGAGUGUCUCUCAGAAACACUCACUAUGAAGUCAGUUUUCAGUGGUGUCCCCAAAAGAUUGCUAUUAGAACAGUCUCUAGAAGGCCUGCAUGGUAACAGAAGCACUGUUUUCAGCAGCCAGGUGGAGAGUAAAAACUACCAAGGAGAGAACAGCAAAGUUGUGGAAUCAGCGGAUGUGCAUCUCUUUGAAGUCGAGAGUAAUCAGGUUGUGGACGAGUGCCAAAAUUUCCAUCAGAUCCCGCUGCUCGACCUUGAGAGCAAGGAGUGUCUGGAUCGCUCCCAAACACCUCCCCAGCCUGAGCACAUCUCUAAAAAUACCAACACUACACAGAGGCCUAGUGACCUCACAGGGCUCGUAACCAAUGAAGUUGUGUCGCCUGCUGACCUCAACGGGCUCCCGACCAAUCACAGGGAGCCACCUGUGAACUGUCAGAAUAAGCCGUCCAAAAUCCCCAACUCGGGCCUGGCUUUUAUGAAUAAGAAGGUGGUGGAGGUGGUGAACAUGUCGGUCUCCUGUGCCCCCACCUGCCUGCCCUUCUCCUCUGUUCUGAGAGACUCCCCCUCCGUCAGCGGCAUCUCCGCCCGCCAGGCUGUUUCACCCAUUACCCAUCAGCCCUUAGGCUCUUUCGGAAUUAUCUCCUCCUCAUCACUCAGUGUCAUGAGCACGGACGAUGAGGCCAAUGAGCGCAUGCUGAAUUUCUACAAGGCCAAAGAGGAGCUGAUGAAGGAGUUGAGCUUUCAGGCCAGCUUGUACAGCGACCUUCCUCUCCUGGCAUCAGAUGUGCCCUAUUUCCCCCCUGAGGAGGAGGAUGAGGAGUUUGAUGACGGUAUCCACCUUGUGGUCUGUGUCCACGGUCUUGAUGGGAAUAGUGCGGACCUUCGGCUGGUGAAGACCUUCAUUGAACUGGGGCUGCCCGGAUCCAGACUUGACUUCCUCAUGUCUGAAAGGAAUCAGACGGACACCUUUGCUGAUUUCGACUCCAUGACGGACAGGCUGCUGGACGAGAUUAUCCAGCACAUCCAGCUGUAUAAUCUCACCAUAGGCAGGAUAAGCUUCAUUGGACACUCCUUGGGGAACAUCAUCAUCCGCUCGGUGCUGACGCGGCCCCGCUUCCGCUGCUACCUGCCCAAGCUGCACACCUUCCUGUCGCUGUCGGGCCCCCACCUGGGAACGCUGUACAACAACAGCACGCUGGUCAGCACAGGACUGUGGCUGAUGCAGAAGCUGAAGAAGUCAGGGUCGCUGCUGCAGCUCACCUUCAGAGACCACGCUGACCCACGGAAAACAUUUUUAUACCUCCUGAGUCAGAAACCAGGCCUGCAGUUCUUUAAGAACGUGGUGUUGGUGGCGUCUCCGCAGGACCGUUACGUCCCGUUCCACUCGGCCAGAAUCGAGAUGUGCAAGACGGCGCUGAAAGACAGGACCACAGGCACCGUGUACACAGAGAUGAUAAACAACCUGCUGCAGCCGCUGGCGGAGGCGAAGGAGUGCCGCCUGAUCCGUCAGAAUGUAUUCCACGCCCUGCCCAACACGGCCAACACCCUGAUCGGCCGCGCUGCCCACAUCGCCGUCCUGGACUCCGAGCUCUUCCUGGAGAAGUUCUUCCUCGUGGCUGGGCUCGACUACUUCAAAUAA